Messenger RNA from Melospiza georgiana, 1719 nucleotides. It is a transcript of the gene MRPL14, whose product is annotated as mitochondrial ribosomal protein L14. Gene Ontology annotation, cellular component: ribosome; mitochondrion. Gene Ontology annotation, biological process: translation. NCBI's taxonomy places the organism in Eukaryota, Metazoa, Chordata, Aves, Passeriformes, Passerellidae. The transcript is spliced from 3 exons. The record is from RefSeq and is a predicted model, not a curated record. The coding region runs from base 987 to 1427 and encodes 146 amino acids. Gene Ontology annotation, molecular function: structural constituent of ribosome.
GUGCUCAGCUGUGGGCCCCGGGGGCAGUCGGGCCCUCCCGGCCACUGGCUCCCGGCCCUGCCGCCCGUGCCGUGGAAGGAGCGGCUUGCAGGUGCCCCCGGUGCUCUGUGCCCAGGGCUGGGGAGGUGUGAGCCCUGAGCAUGAGCUGCUGCUCUGCAGGGACGCAGACACGCUGUCCCCGAAGAUGCGCGGCGCGAGUCCGAGUGUCACGCAGCGCGACACAGGGUGGCGACAUCCCGCUAAAUCAGCUGGGAACUGGAGCCUUUGUGUCGCUUGCACACUGUGCUCCCACUGGAGUAGCCUGGGAGAGAGGGAAAACACUCUUCCGAAGUUCCUGCAUGUUCAGAGAGUUUCUUUGCUCAGAAUUCGCGUGGGGCUGCGAUGCUGGGGUUAGGCUUUUGUGGGUGUGAGUAGUCAUGCAGCAAAGUUAGACCAAAAUUCCUGUGUCCUGACCAGCAUGGCAUUUACUCGCGUGUGUCAUGGGGACUCGGGAAGUGUGGGCACUCGUCUGUGCUUUCCUGGUUAUUCUCCAGAAAGCUCUUUCGGAGGUCCAGUGAGUAAGGGGAGGCAAUUGGGGGAAAAGACUGUAUGACAUAUUUCUUAAAAGUAUGAAUAACUUAAUCUUUGUAGUAAAAACAGGUAGGCAAGCCAGCCUUUUUAACAGCAGGACACAGAUGCUCAUCUGAGCUCUGUAGGCUUCUCUGGUUCCAGAGCUCUCCAGGCUUGCCUGAGAGGGUCUUCUUUGGACAGAGAGAGACUGAGUUAAGGGAAGUUUCUGAGCGAGAGAUGAGGCUUAUGCCACCAAAGCUACAGGUAGCUCUGUACUACCUUGUGAUGCAAGCGUGCCUUUGUCUCCAGGUCAUGCUUCUCUUCAGCCUGAAUUCCAACAGCAUUAGGCAUCCUUUUCUGGUACAGCUUUAUCAGGAAGACCUAGAGCCACUAUCAUUUUUUGUUCUGCGAACAACUAGUCUAGGGUUGGCUACCAAAUGGCUCUCUUGAAUAGACGAGUUGGUUUAUCCUUAACCCAUCUAAGCAGUGCUGUGAUCCAACGACAGUUCAGCAUCACUGGAGCGUGCCGAGCAAUACAGAAACUCACCCGCGUGCGAGUGGUGGACAACAGCGCCUUGGGGAACACGCCCUACCACCGGCCACCAAAAUGUAUCCACGUGUAUAACAAGACUGGAGUUGGCAAAGUUGGAGAUAAGAUCCUUCUGGCUAUCAAAGGAGAAAAGAAGAAGGCUUUAAUUGUUGGGCACAAGAUGCCGGGCCCCACCAUGAUGCCUAGAUUUGAUUCCAACAAUGUGGUACUCAUAGAAGAUAAUGGGAACCCAAUAGGCACUAGAAUAAGAACACCAAUACCCUAUACACUGAGAAGAAGAGAAGGCGAGUUCUCCAAAGUAUUGGCCAUUGCCCGCAACUUUGUAUGAAUGCUGAGAGGUCUUCAGCAACCCUUCUAUAUCUUUUCAUGCAGUAGCUGUUCCUUGGUCCUUUUCCAGAAGCCAGUGAAACAUGAAAAAGCUGAUGUUCAUCAAGAAUAUCUCCUCCCUUUUAAGAAUUUCAAGCAACUAAUUUAAAUAUUGAAAUAUUCUCUUUUUCUCCAAAAGAAGGUUGAUUUAUUUCACAGAACACCUGCAGUAUGUUUGGGAAACAGUCCUUCACCCUUAUUCCUCCUGUGGUGUUAAUCUGGUCUGUUAUCAUUAAAAUGAGACCGUGAAAAUC